UAACUAAAAGUCUAAUCUGCGUUUAUUUCUGUAGAAAAUUACGCCAUUGAUCUACAGGAAGCUAUGGCCUACACUAGCUCAAAAGAGACAGUCAUACUGAAUAAAUAGAUGGGGUUUUUUAGCUGACGGUAGAGUUUCACAUCACUUUACUACAGAUCGGCCUCACAUUACUUCAUCUGUCAUUUCAUCACUCAACCAGUUUGUCUUUUCAUAUUUGUGGACUGAAACCGCUGAAGAUGUUUGAGAGAUUUUGGUUCUGUUUGUGUUUGUGGCGUCUGGUUGGUGUGUUUGCUGAUUCAGAUGCAGUGAAGUCAGUGUCAGUGAUGGAGGGAGAUUCAGUCUCUCUACAGACUCACACUGAACUACAGACAGAGGAUGAGAUAAUGUGGACAUUUGGACUUUCAGAGACUCGUAUAGCUGAAAUCAAUAAAGACACUGGAAGAUUCUCCACAUAUGAUGCUCUUGAUGGGAGAUUCAGAGACAGACUGAAGCUGGAUCAUCAGACUGGAUCUCUGACCAUCACAAACACCAGAACCACAGACUCUGGACUUUAUGAAGUGGUGAUCAUCAGGAACAGGACAGUGAUCACAUACAGAUUCAAUGUUACUGUCUCUGGUGUGUUUGCUGAUUCAGAUGCAGUGAAGUCAGUGUCAGUGAUGGAGGGAGAUUCAGUCUCUCUACAGACUCACACUGAACUACAGACAGAGGAUGAGAUAAUGUGGACAUUUGGAGAUCCAGAGACUCUUAUAGCUGACAUCGAUACAAAGCAUAGAAUUUUCUCCACAUUUGAUGCUCUUGAUGGGAGAUUCAGAGACAGACUGAAGCUGGAUCAUCAGACUGGAUCUCUGACCAUCACAAACACCAGAACCACAGACUCUGGACUUUAUGAAGUGGUGAUCAUCAGGAACAGGACAGAGAUCUCAUACAGAUUCAAUGUUUCUGUCUCUGACUUUGUCCAUGGUUGUGAUUCUGCUGAAGCUGUGAUCCGAUUGGUCGUCACUGCUCUGGUGGGCGUGGCUGCUGCCGCUGCUGUUGUUGUUCUGGUUUAUGACAUCAGAUCCAGACGAGCUGAACAGGAUGUUUGAUUGCUGAUUUUUAAAUCUUCCUGUAUUCCUCUUCCCUUAAAUACUGAAAUCUGAACUUUGUUUGUUAGUUUGAAUCUCAAUUUGAAUCUUAGUUUGAAUUUCAGCAUUAAAGGGAUAGUUCACCCAAAAAAUUCAAAUGGAUUUUGUUUUUGCUGAAUUUGUUUUAUUAAUAACAGUCCUGUAGAGUUGUGUUAUUCUAAUAUAAUUUAUUGAUUAAAUGUGGGAAAUUGACACUAAAGAUGACGAAUAUAUUAGAUUAGAUUAGAUUCAACUUUAUUGUCAUUACACAAGUACAGGUACAGGGCAACGAAAUGCAGUUUAGGUCUAACCAGAAGUGCAAUAGCAGCAAGUGCAUGAUAUACAGUGGUUGAAUAAGUGCAGGACAAGGAUAUGUACUGAAUAUAUGUAUAAAUAUAUAUAGAAGAUGGUUAUUACUAUAAACAGAAUUUACAGGUGAGUAUGUAUAGUGAAUAAAUAUACAGAUGGCUAUUACUAUAAACAGAAUAUACAGGUGAUAUGUACUAUCAAUAUAAUAUAUAUACAGAUGGUUAUUACUAUAGACAAGGUGUAAAGUGCAGUGGAAAUGAUUGCAUAUUA
Molecule: messenger RNA, 1682 nt
Organism: Onychostoma macrolepis
Lineage: Eukaryota; Metazoa; Chordata; Actinopteri; Cypriniformes; Cyprinidae
Exons: 4
Coding region: 237-1085 (282 amino acids)
Source: RefSeq, a predicted model, not a curated record